AAAAUUAUUUAUAUUUUAGAAUCCACGACGCUACGCAUACGAAAAUUGGCAAAAUAUUGUAGUUUCAAACAAAUAUCUAAGCAUUUGCGAUCAAAUGAUAAUGUGUGGUGCUCAACGCGGCAUAGUUGUGUACAAUUGCUUUCCAAAUGGUUACGCAGCAACCGAUUUGCCAUAAAAAUUUGGCCUGGCACCGCGGCCAUCAACAAAAACGAAAACGACAAAACAAAUUUGCGUGCGCAAACUGCAAGAUCGCAUGGUAAAAUUGUGAAACGUGCAAAUCAUUUUCCAAAUCGAUGCUCAUAGAAAUGCGCUAAACAAAUUGUUCGUGGAGUUAUAAUUGCAAAAGAAGCAGCUAAAUAGCUGCCGCUGCAUUGCGGUGGUGGUGCAAAAAGAACAUUAAAUCGCUGGCAAGAAGAAGAGCCGCCAACUGAGAAAAGUGAAAUAAAACAAAAAAUAUAUAAAGAAAACAAAAAAAACAACGCCGUGGCGUGCGCCUAUCGCUAAAAUCGCGCGACACUUAAGCAAAAUCAAUUCAUCAUAUCAAAAAAAAAAAAAAGAAAAGAAGACUUAAUUAUUUGAACGUGCAGCCAGCUCUGCAAUUUCAGAGCGCGACCUGAGCGCAAUUUCUCGUUGUAUUUUGUGUUGCUGCUGCUGGUGCUACUGCUACUGCUGCAGGUGCUGCCAACGCUGACGACAUGCGCGCCUAGAGUUGCCAGCUCGGAAAUUAGCAGCAACGAAGAUUUCUAUAUUUUAUUUUUCAAAAAUUGAACACAUUUCGAACUGGGAUGCAUUGCCUGGCAUCCUAUUUUAACCAAGAACAGCACUGAAGAGGAGUCCAUCUCUGCAAAGGGCAUAUUUCAACACCAUCAACAAAACAUUUUUUUUUUGAUUGACGCGUCGUGGUCCAGCGGAUCGACGACGCCAUUGGAUUGAAAUUUUCGUUCGCCCCGUUGUUAAAGAAAAGCUGCCACCAUUCGGAAGAAAAACACUUCGAAUAUGACCCACAAUAUCGGUAUGGCGCCAUAUCGUAUGCCGGGUCCAGCGGGUGGUCUAUGUCCGCCUGAUUUUAAGCCACCGCCUCCGACGGAUAUCAUCUCGGCGCCGAGUAAUCCAAAGAAGCGACGAAAAACAUCGAAUGCGGCUAACUCGGCAGCUGCCGCUGCGGCGGCGGCAGCUGCUGCGGCAGCGGCCGCUGCCAAUUCCAUGCAACAGCAGCAGUCGGCGCCGCCAACGCCGCAGGAUCUGCUGCCGCCGCCACCGAUGGGCGGUUUCGGUGACACGAUCAUUGCCUCCAAUCCGUUCGAUGACAGCCCCCAGGUGUCGGCCAUGUCCAGCUCGGCGGCCGCUGCAAUGGCAGCCAUGAAUCAAAUGGGCGGCGCCGGCGGUCCGGGACACUUUGGACCGCAUCCGCAUUGGGAGGAGCGCAUGGGAAUGGGCAUGCAUCCGCAUAUGCAUCCACAUCAUCCGGGCGCCGGCGGUGGACCCAUGGGCCAUGGGCCGCACGGACCGCAUCAUAUGGGCGGGCCGCCGCCAAUGCGUGGCAUGAGCCCCCUGGGGCCUGGUGGGCAUCCACAUCCGCAUGCGAUGGGACCCGGCGUUGGUCUACCGCCGCACAUGAAUCACGGCCGUGCCGGUGGCGUACCCAUGGGCAGCCCGAUGGGUGCUAUGGCUGGCAUGGGCGGCAUGAGUCCCAUGGGUAAUAUGGGUGGACCAAGCAUAUCACCGCAUCAUAUGGGCAUGGGCGGCUUAUCACCAAUGGGCGGUCCCAAUGGGCCCAAUCCGCGUGCAAUGCAAGGCUCGCCCAUGGGCGGCGCUGGUGGACCCAUGCCCGGCCAGAACUCGCCAAUGAACUCGCUGCCCAUGGGCUCACCCAUGGGCAACCAGAUUGGCAGUCCACUGGGUCCCGGACCAGGACCAGGGCCCGGACCCGGACCGGGGCAACAACAGCAGCAAGGAUCGCAACAGCAGCAGCAGCCACAAAACCCGCAGCAGACUCACAUGAACAAUGGCCAAAUGGGUCCACCGCCAUUGCAUAGUCCACUGGGCAAUGGGCCGACAAAUCACAGUCACAUGUCCGGCGUGCCUGGUCCCGGGCCAAGUCCUGGGCCGGGCGGUUUGGUUGGACCCGGUGGCAUGUCGCCAGCCAAUCCCAACAACAACAGCAACAUGAUGGGUGGAAAUGCGUCCAACAGUAACAACAACAGUAAUAAUAAUAACAACAGUGGUGGCAACAAUCCCAACAAUAGCAACAACAAUCAAAAUCCUCAUCCUCAUCCGCAUCUGUCGCCAGCGGCGCCGGGUGGCCGUUUGGGUGGUGGUGGUAGUGGUGGCGGAAGUGGUGUAGCACCCAACUCUAUGCAAUCUAACGGUCCAUUGCCGGCGGCGUCAUCAUCAUCAUCAUCAGCAACGUCUACAGCGACGACGACGACAACGUCGUCGGUAACGGCGACCACAUCAGUGCCUACUUCCUCACCAGCGCCGCCCGCCAUGUCACCGCAUCAUGCGCUCCAUAGUGCCGGUCCCAGUCCGGGCAUGCCCAAUUCUGGGCCCAGCCCCCUGCAAUCACCAGCGCUCAGCAGCGCAGGCGGAGGCAAUAACAACAACAAUAACAAUAAUAAUAAUAAUAACAUGAACAACAAUGGACCCAUGAUGAGCCAGCAAAUGCACCCAAAUGUUCCUAUGCAGCAGCACCAGCAACACAUGGGUGGACCACCUGGUGGACCUGGUCAUGGGCCAGGCGGUCACGGACCUGGCGGUCCAAUGGGCAUGGGCAUGAAUCAAAUGCUGCCGCCACAGCAACCGCCACAUCUUGGAGGACCACCGCACCCGCAGCUAAUGAAUCAUCCGCACCCGCAUCAUUCGCAUCCGGGCGGUCCGCAUCCGCCGCAUCACAUGAUGGGCCCGGGACCGGGCAUGCAUGGUCCUGGCCCGGGAGGCAUGCCGCCGCACAUGGGCGGCGGCGGUGGUGGUGGAAAUCCGCACAUGAUGGGACCACACGGCAAUGCCGGCCCACACAUGGGACAUGGGCAUAUGGGCGGUGUGCCGGGGCCGGGUCCGGGACCAGGCGGCAUGAAUGGACCGCCACCGCACCAUGGAAUGCCACCUCACCACGCACACACACACCCACAUCAUCAUGGGCACGGACACAGUCCCAUGGGCGGUCCGAACAUGUUCGGCGGUGGUGGUCCAAUGGGUCCGGGUCCCAUGGGUAACAUGGGCCCAGGGCCAAUGGGCGGCCCCAUGGGUAACAUGGGCGGCCCAAUGGGCAAGCCAAUGACAAUGACCGGUGGCAAAAUGUAUCCACCUGGUCAGCCGAUGGUCUUCAAUCCGCAGAAUCCUAAUGCGCCGCCCAUUUAUCCGUGUGGCAUGUGCCACAAGGAGGUAAACGACAACGACGAAGCAGUCUUCUGUGAAUCUGGUUGUAACUUCUUCUUUCACAGAACCUGUGUGGGUCUCUCGGAGGCGGCCUUUCAAAUGCUCAACAAGGAGGUGUUCGCCGAGUGGUGCUGUGACAAGUGUGUGUCUUCCAAGCAUAUACCCAUGGUCAAGUUCAAAUGCUGAAGAUCUGCUACUAAACCAACAACAACAACGAUAACAACCAAUCAACAACAACAACCACCACCACCACCAGCUAGCACUCAUUCACUCUGUAUAAAUAUUCAAGCAUUAACUAUUUUAAUUAUAGUGUUUAAGCAGUUUAGGGUACCAUCAAAAAAUAUGCGCUCAAUAGUCAAAACGGUCCCCAACGAAUCCAACAAUUUUAAAAUCGUCGACUCACUAUACAUAUAUAUAUAUAUAUAUAUAUAUACAUAUAUACUGUAAACGUGGCCGGAGCAGUGUUGUGAAUUUGUCGCUCCGGUCAGGCUCAAUACGUGCAUCCUUAAAAAUCAAACCUUAAGCUACAAAAAAACAAAAUCAAAUGGAAAACGAAAUAUGUAUGCUAAUUGUAAUAUAGUAUA
Molecule: messenger RNA, 3959 nt
Organism: Drosophila grimshawi
Lineage: Eukaryota; Metazoa; Arthropoda; Insecta; Diptera; Drosophilidae
Gene: pygo
Product: protein pygopus
Exons: 4
Coding region: 997-3561 (854 amino acids)
Source: RefSeq, a predicted model, not a curated record